GACUGCUGAGCCCUGCCACUUUAUUCUUUUAGCGUUCAGGACAAGCCGAACAACUCCGGAAGCUGCCGAAGUGUGACGCCGAGUAGCAGCCGUAGCGACGUUCGUCGGAGUUCAGACGAGCGGAGGGAGCAAAAUGGCGGACGAAGAUAUUACGCUUGAUGGAAAACCUCUACAGUCGCUCCGAGUUGCUGAUUUGAAAGCUGCUCUGGAGCAAAGGAACCUACCGAAAAGCGGGCAGAAAAACACUCUCAUAAAGAGACUUAAGGGGGCUCUGAUGCUGGAAAACCUCCAGAGGUCAUCGUCUUCUCACAGUGGGCUGCAGCCUAACUCUCAGAUAGGAGAAGAGAUGUGUCAGAACAGUUUCAUCAAACAGUACCUGGCCCAGCAGCAAGAGCUCCUGCGUCAGAGACUUGCGAGAGAGGCUAAAAAAGAAGAGGAGGCUGAUGAAAGCGCAACUGGACCAGAAGAGGAUGAAGACCACUCGGAAGACAAUGACAGCCCUUCCUUUGUCAGUAAGCAUCCAGGCACCCUGGACCAGCCCCCGGCUCCCGAGGCCGGAGGAGAAAAUUUGGUGAUUGGUCACCGACCUGCCGCUGCGUCCCACCACCGAGAGUCCACCGAAGCUCCAAGAGCCAGGAUGCAGCGGUCCUCCUUCCAGCAGGGACACAAGGAGCCAGCGGCCGCCUCCCCUCCUCGAGCCGUUGCCUCCUUCUCGGUGCGUGUCCUGGGACAACCGGACAGCCAGGGACACCCGGCCACGGCGCCCCCCGGGCAGGAGAAGGCCGCUGCCUCCCUAAGCUCUCCCAGAGCGCCCCAGCAAGCGCUCAAUCUCAGCCGAUCUGCGCGUAGUUCGGCUGACAACCACGUCCAGAACGACAGCGACGAAGACGACAACGACGAUGACAGCGACGACGACGAGGACUGGGGGCCCAGUUCUGGAGGGGCGCGGAAGAGAAAGGCGGCGGUUCCCUCGAAGCAGCAGGUGGCUGCCAGUAUGUCGUCAUCAGCUGCGGCGAGAUCCAAACGCAAGCUCCAGCCUCCUCAGCACAUCCCACCUCCACAGGUCCACGACACUCCCAUGCAGCUGCGCCACCCCACACCUCCUCCAUCUCCGCCUCCGAAUCUGUUCCCCCUGCCCGACACUCCAAAGCAAAGCCCCCCCGACGAUCAGGAACGAGACGGUGUACGCGACCCAGGAAUGGCGUCCUUCCCACCUCCCGCCAUGCAGAGGCAGGACUCCGACUCCAGCUCCGGCUCCAGCAGCCCCGAACCUCCUGCGAAGCGUCGCUCCGGCCCGCUGUCACUGCUCAUGCACAGGAUGGAGUCAGAGGAAGCAACCUCAUCCCCCGGGUUCUCCGGAGAAACGGCACACUCGACUGCCACGUGUUCCAGCGAAUCCCCCCUUCAAUCAGCGGAAACCAAAAGGCAACAGGAAACCAGAGAGAUGGAGGAAGAGAAACAGCUGAAGGAGGAGAAGGAGAGUCUUAAAGCACAGGAGCGAGAAAGAGAGAAGAAACGCUUGGAGGAGGAGAGGGAGAAGGAGAAGGAGAGAAAACAGCUGGAAGAGGAGAGGAAGCAGCGGCUGAAAGAGGAACAGGAAAAGGAGAAAAGACACCAGGAAGAGGAAAACGAAAAGAAACGCAGGGAGGAGAAGAGACGAGAGACGAGGCUGAAAGAGGAGGAAGAACGGAAAAAAGUGAAGAACGACCGGAGAGCAGCAGCUGAAGAAAAAGAUUCAGGUUCCUCCUCUGAUUCCGACUCCAAAUCAGAGUCCUCUUCACACUCAUCAUCAUCCUCCUCCUCGUCUUCCUCCUCCAGGGAUAAAAUUCAGCCUGCCAGUCAGCUGAAGAAAGCAGACCAAGAGCAAGAGCCUGAGCUUCAUAAAAAGACCGAGUUCAGGAAAGACUCAGAGAAACCCAACCUUUCAAAAAGUGAGGUGUCUGAACCGAGCACAGCCGCUGUUACGGAAGCAGAGCCGGACUCUGAGAGCUCCAUGGCCCAGCAGCCAGCUUCUGGGGCUGAGCCAGAGAGCAGCGAGAGCCGCAUGGAGGAGAGCACCACUCCUAAGGCUUUUGCAGCUCGCAAGAUCUCCCUGUCCAGCAGCAAGGCGUCUCCGGCCAGCACGGAUGGAGGAGCGGGAGAGUCCGAAACAGGAAGUGCAGCAGGGAGGAAGAGGCGGUGGGGCUCCAGCACAGCAGUCACGGUUAAGAAGCCAUCGAUCAGCAUCACCACUGACUCCCUGAAGUCUUUGAUUCCAGACAUCAAGGUGAACCAGGAAGCAGUGGUGGACCUUCACCCCGAGGAGCUGCAGAUGUCCGGAGACGAGGAGAACUCCGACGCCGGUCGGAGCGACCCAGACAAAGGUCUCAAGAUCCGACGCACCGUCACGCAGGUUGUUCCCACUGAAAGCCAGGAAAACGGCCAGCCUAACGUAGAAGAAGAAAUGGAGAAAUCGGAGGACGAAAAACAACACAAGACUUCCAGAGACACAAAGAAGAGCAGCCUCUCUGAUGAAACGUCCGAACCACUGAUGUCGGUCAAAGUAGAAGGAGAGCCAAAGAAAGUGUCUCCCAGCGACAGUCUGGUGCGACGCUCCAUCAGCCAGCAGAAGUCUGGCGUUUCCGUCACCAUCGACGACCCCGUGCGCGCCGCCAGGCAGCCGUCGCCGCCUCGAGGGAAGGUUUCCAACAUCAUCCACGUCAUCAACCUGGUCCGACCGUUCACUCUGCUCCAACUCAAAGAGCUGCUGAACCGAACGGGGAGCGUGGUGGAGGAAGGCUUCUGGAUCGACAAGAUCAAGUCUCACUGCUACGUCACGUACACGACGACGGAGGAAGCAGUCGCCACCAGGACAGCUCUUCAUGGAGUCAAAUGGCCGCCUAGCAACCCCAAGGUGCUGGGCGUGGACUUCUGUGAGCAAGAUGAGCUGGAUUAUCACAAAGGCAUCCGGAAGCCGGAGAAAGACCAGGAUCACGCUGCCCCGGCUGCCCCUCCUCAGCCCCGGCUGCCCCCUCUGAUGCCUGUGCGAGACAGAGACAAAGACCAGGACAGGGAGCGAGACCGCGAGCGGGACCGGGAGAGGGACAGGGGCGUGCGGGACCUGCUGGCAGAGCGACAGAGGGAGAUGGAGCGGCGGGAGCGGGCGCGAGGAGAGCGGGAAUGGGACCGGGACAAGGUGCGGGAAUUUGCGAGACCCGGAGAGGACGGCCGGCGAUCGCGAUCCAGAGAGAGGGAGCGCAGGAGGCGGGAGCGAGCCAAGAGUAAAGAAAAGAAGACCGACAAGAAGGAAAAAGGAGAUGAGCCUCCUGCUAAACUGCUGGAUGACUUGUUCCUCAAGACCAAAGCGGCUCCCUGUAUAUACUGGCUCCCCCUCACUGAGGAGCAGGCGAACCAGAGGCUUUCAGACCGCGUGGAACGGCAGAAGGAGCGCGAGCGAAAGCGCAAGGAGCUGGAGGAGGAGGAGGACAAAAAACGUGACGAGGAGAAAAAGGAGAGGCUGAAGGGCCGGGAGAAGGAUGGCGGCGGCAGCAGCAGCGGGGCCGCAGCGAGCAGCGGGGUGGCUGGGAAAGGAGGCGAUGCCGACAGGGAGCGGGGCCGAGACAGAGAGGGGGACAAGAGGAGGGACAGCAACCACCGAUCCAGGCGACCCUCGCCGGGGCCCGCCAGCGCCCGGCGUUCCCGUAGCCGCAGCAACCCCCGGGACAGGCGCCGCUGAGGCGCUGAACGCUGCGGGGAACGACGAAGAGAGAAGAGGGGGAGGCAGAGGACGCAGCAGAGACAGGAAGUCCUGUGGUCCUCAGCCUCUGCCUCGCCAUGCUUUAGAAGGCUCAACAUGACACCGGUGUCUUCCACACACUCCUGUCGUUGCCCCCCCUCCUCUUUAUCGUUCAAUUACAGAAAACCAUUUCUGAUUUAUAGGAAAGUGUCCGUUUGUCUUUGUCCCUAGAAGCGGUUUUCCUUCGACCAGUUCUUUUGUUUCCAUUUUGUCCAUCCUCCAUCAUUGAAGAGAUGUAUAGCACAGGGCGGUUGUUUUCAUGCUUCCCGCUUCGUUUUGUCCCGCUGAGGUUUUGGGGACCGCCUGACUAUUUUAACUCUGUGGUCGCGCAGUUCCUUCCUCCUCAGAGCCCUGUAAUAAAACCAGUCCAGAAUAGAUCCCUGACCGUGACCCGACGUGUUUUCUAGCAGUCGUUUUACUGAUCAGCACUAAAAGUCAAAUAUAACUAUCUAUGUAAAUACCACAAAAUUUACAAACGGCCCUUAGUCAAAGUGAAGGUUAUUUUAUUUUUGAAUGGUAAUUAUUUUCUCAGACGGUUGUGAAGUUGGAACAGGUGAGUCAGAGAAGAACUGGUCUCAACACUGAAACGUAUCUGUAAAGCCGACCCGCCUCACCCCUCAUCCUUAGGAAGGCAAGAAUACAAAAGUUUAUCUUCUGAUAGUAACAUUUGCAGUUUUAAUAUUUUAAAUUUUUUUUAGUUCCAGUUUGGUUUUUGGUUUGUUUUAUUUUUUUUCCUCCAAGUGCUGAAUGUACCAAGAAUUAAAGAAAUUAAUAAAUUGGUUUACCACACCAUCUGAUGUUUGUUUUGUUGCAUCAUUGCAAACGUGUCGGCCAUUUUAAAUGCUGGACUAUUUAUUCUCACUCAGUUAUCUUUGAAGAUUUAAGUUACUUUACACUCAAACAUAACUGAGUCCUCAUCCAUCCUCCUUUUAGUUAUCCAUGUGAGAAGUUCCUAGACCUUCUGAUCAACCCAACAAUUGCUCUCAAGGACUUUUCAGAACAGGCCCACAGCAUCACAGAUCCUCCCCCAUACUUACCAGUUAUCUGAUAUUUUUCCCAUUGUCAUCCAUCUUGGGAUUUUUGAACAAACACAGCUAGAUUUUGUUGAAAGACGUAGUCUUGGUGUCAUCUGAUCAAAGCACUUUACUAAACUCCACUAAUUUGUUUGUGGUGGAAGAUCAGAAAAAGGUUUUUCCCCACCAAGCCUCCAAAGCAACUUUUAAUGGUUGGAUUAAGAGGAUUUUUUCCUCUCUCUUUCUUCAUCCUCCUGGCACGAUAAAUACAGGCUCUCAAAUCUAGCAGCUGAGAAAUGUCAAAUUCCUAGAAACCUAACUUAUUCUUUUUUUUUUUGUUUACACCUCUCUGAAAGGUGCCACAUUUACAUGUGUAGGGUUGCUGCAGAUCAGAGGGAUGUUCCCUGUAAAUCUGUUAACAUUUGCUUUUAUUGAAAUUGUGACCAAUAUCUGUAAGUACACAAUCUGAGCACAAAUGGAAAAAUACUUAAACAUACAGAAAUGACGACAUGGUUUCUCUUCAGCUUGCACAGAUUCAUGUAACAUACAGUAAAGUCAAAAUUUAAGUGCAAAAGUUUGCUAGUCAUAAUGUAUAUACACACACAACAUAAUUCAGUAAAAUCCCUUUUGUUCUUCUACAGCAAACAGUAGCAACACUGGAGUUAAAAAGCAGUAGUUUGUUCCCUUUUU
Gambusia affinis (western mosquitofish) is the source of this 5478-nucleotide messenger RNA. It is a transcript of the gene acin1b, whose product is annotated as apoptotic chromatin condensation inducer 1b. NCBI's taxonomy places the organism in Eukaryota, Metazoa, Chordata, Actinopteri, Cyprinodontiformes, Poeciliidae. Gene Ontology annotation, molecular function: nucleic acid binding. Bases 134 to 3715 code for a protein of 1193 amino acids. The transcript has 17 exons. The record is from RefSeq and is a predicted model, not a curated record.